Molecule: messenger RNA, 990 nt
Organism: Penicillium cinerascens
Lineage: Eukaryota; Fungi; Ascomycota; Eurotiomycetes; Eurotiales; Aspergillaceae
Product: Dcp1 family protein
Exons: 1
Coding region: 1-990 (329 amino acids)
Biological process (GO): positive regulation of catalytic activity; deadenylation-dependent decapping of nuclear-transcribed mRNA; deadenylation-independent decapping of nuclear-transcribed mRNA
Cellular component (GO): P-body
Molecular function (GO): mRNA binding; enzyme activator activity
Source: RefSeq, a predicted model, not a curated record
AUGACCUCCCGCAAACCACGGCGCCAAAAUAAUAACCACAACAAUACCAGCCACCUUACCGAUUAUGAAUCUGACGCGGCCUACCUUUCCGACAUGCAACAUCAACCAGCACCACCACUCCGUUCUAACGAGGAGCUGAACCUCUCCGUUCUGCAGCGCCACAACCCCUCCAUCACCUCGAUCCUGUCCCUUGCCCAGUACUCCGUCGUCUAUAUCUUCAGCCCAACAACCCGGGGGUGGGAAAAGAAUGGAGUAGAGGGCACGCUUUUCGUGUGCCAGCUGACCCCGGGCAGCCUGGGCGAAGACCGAUACACGGCAUUCGUGUUGAACAGACGAGGCCUGCAAAACUUCGACCUACCCCUCACAGACAGCGAGAACGUCGAGUUAACAGAAGAAUACGUGAUCCUCAAAGCGGACGAAGCCACCGAUGGCGAAAAGGGUACCAACGGCAUUGCAGACCCCUUGAACCCGCAGGGCGGCCGCCAAAAUGGUAACUCCACAGACGUGCGCAUUUACGGUAUCUGGAUCUACUCCGAGCCACCGCCUAACUCAACCGCCGACAUACGCAUUGUCAACGCCCAGAUGAUUCGCGAUUGCGCCACGCAUGCCGGACAGAGCCUGAAACUGGCGCGCAAACGUCUCGAGGAGUUGCGUCAGAACGGGAUGCACGUUGCUGCGGCGGCAGCGGAAAUGCAGGCGCCGCCUCUGGAAGAGGCACAGGCUAGCGCGCCGAUGGGCCGUCAGAUGUCACUCAAGGAUAUAUUUGGUCAGCAGCGAGCCCAGGAUGACGCGUGGAGUGUUCGCGCGCACCACAUCAGUCCCGAUCAACAGCACAUGCAGAUGUACCAAAGCAUGAUGACUCCGCAGGGACAACCUCAAGAUCAACACCAACCGCCGCCCCCACCGCAAGCCCAGGUCCACCCAGAUGUCCUGGGCGAUUUGUUCCGGAGGGCGGGAUUUGCAUACCAGGGAGGUGGACAGGGCUACUGA